GUGCUUGUGUAAUGUGGGCGGAGAGCCGGAACCGGAUGUCCUGUCGUGUAGAACUUCCUAAUGUUAAGUCCAGCAGAGUUGUUCGCUGUGCGAAAUCGGAAGCAGAACCUUCCUCAGCGUUCUCACGGGCAGAAGGACUUUUUGCCAGAUGGCUCAGAAGUUCAGGGAGCAAAGUUGCAGACCUGCCGUGAGGAACAAUGGGAACUUUUAGGAGAAGAGCGAGUUGAGCGCCUAGGACGUUUGGGGAGAGGAGUAUGGAAGCCAGAGGAAGACUUGGUUGAACUGACGCUCCCUGCGGGCAAAUUUUGGCAUUCAAUGGGUUUCGCCAAAGAGGGGAGACAGUGCCUGCUGCCCGAGGAAGCUCUCUACUUGCUUGAAUGUGGCAAAAUCCAGCUGUUCUUUAGGGAUCUACAACUGUCUGUCCAGGAGGCCUAUGAGAAAUUGGUUUCAGGUGGUUCCAUCACCUUGCUGCACUAUCAGGUUUAUAGCCAUUUGAAGAGAUUGGGCUACAUUGUCACACGCUUUAACCCAAGUUCUGUACAGACGCCAUAUGUGAGACAGCUGAACUUGAAUACGCAUGAUAUUGCACGCAGUCGUAAGCGCAAAAGGAGCUCAAGUCCUUGUGAUGAGAAAAAGCCAGUGGAAGAAUCUUCGGUAACCGAAAGUUCCAGGAGUGUCAGUUUAAGACCAAAGCUUGAAACAACAAACGGUGACCAAAUCAACUUGAUUACUGCUAGUACCUGCUGCCCCAGUGAAGAGAGUGCACCAUCUUCAACUGUGCCCAUCCAUCUAAGUAGCCAACAAGCCAGUGAUGAAAUAGAGAGUCACCAUUCAGAUAAUCAUGUAAAAUCUCCAUGUAAGAGUUCCCAACCUGAUCCAGGAAUAAGCAAGGCAGGAGCAACAUUCCCAGCCAGCUCUCGAUGGGACUUCUUGAAAAUUCGUUUUCCAAAUUGUGCACCUAAUCAACCCUGCGUUGAGUUUCAAGAUCCAGAGCCGAAUCUAAUACCAGAGAACAUAUCGGGGCGUCCUGUGGACAUAUCGCGCUGGUUAGGAAAGCUGAACUUGCGCAGAGAGAAGGCAUCUCGAAGAGAGCAAGAGCAAUGGGACUGGGAGCGCAAGUACAAGAUUAGUAUCAAUGCAGACCCCCAAGUAAAGAAUUGCACCAACUGGAAGGAAUACAAGCAGCACCUGCUCAAGAAGGCAUGUCGGAGAGACCAAGAGAGACCUCCACAUCUUUGGAAUAGUACCGUUCAACCAAUGCUGAUACUCGGACCCAUCAAAUCCACAGCUUCUGUUUUGGAAGACAUCUCAGUGAUGAGCCAGUCUACUCUGCUGGAUGAUAGUAAGAGGAUUCAAAAGCUUCCAAACCUACCACAGAUUCACUUCAACCUGUAUCAGGCUGAUGGAACCUCGACAUUCAAGAAGUCCAAACCAGGGAAGCCCUAUGCACAUUUGUGUGUACGAAGCUUUGAUGAGCAAAUUCCCACCCUGCUCACGCUGAAGACCCUGGCCUAUCAAAGCGGAGAUGUUCCCUUGGUGUUUGCCCUCGUGGAUUAUGGAGAAGUGGCCUUUUACACUUUCAAAGACUUUCAGCUGCCUGUAGAUGUAUAUCCUUGAAUUUGAUACAUUUCACUGGCACUUUUGCAGAAUUAAUCAAAAUGCUGUUUCAGCAAAAUGAAUUAUUUCAAAUAUGU
Nanorana parkeri is the source of this 1694-nucleotide messenger RNA. RefSeq names its product tRNA splicing endonuclease subunit 54 (gene TSEN54). The transcript has 12 exons. Lineage: Eukaryota; Metazoa; Chordata; Amphibia; Anura; Dicroglossidae. Bases 61 to 1617 code for a protein of 518 amino acids. The record is from RefSeq and is a predicted model, not a curated record. Gene Ontology annotation, biological process: tRNA-type intron splice site recognition and cleavage. Gene Ontology annotation, cellular component: tRNA-intron endonuclease complex.